AUGGUGAGAAGAGCAUCCAACGUUUCAGUGAGUUCUGAGGACCUUUCAGAACUACAAUCUAAAAUUGACCAUGUUAAUGAGAAACUAGUCUACUUCACUGACAAGGGUAUGGGUUCUAACUCUCCUGAUAUUAUUUCGUUGCUAGAGAAAUGCAUAGUUCAUAUGAGCACUAUGAACACUAAGAUUAAAACAUUGGAAGAGAGUAAACAAGCCAUUGAGAGAGAAGUUAAUAUGAUACGUAGUGUUAAUGCAGUACAGCAGAUGAAUAUUCAAGAUUUGCAAAGGGAGUUGGGAUUGAAAGUAAGUGGGACACCAAGGGGCAAUGAUUUAAAGACGCUUGGGACUACUAGGCACAACUCGAAAGUUGCUAAAGGAAUCAUGAAUUUUGAAAACAAUUUAAAGGUUAAUAAGUUAGUAAGAAGCAAACCAGCUGUGUAUGAUAUUGUAGAUCAACCCGCUUAUAGUGAUAUGCCUGAAAACGAUGAAGUGUCUGUUUAUAAUAAAGGCAAGGAACCGAGAAAAGUUAAGAACAGCAGAGUUGAUAAAGUCUUGGAAGCUAUUUCUUUACGUGAGCCAUCUUUGAUUAUUUAUGAAGAUGAUGAAAGACUGAAAGGUUGCAAUUGCUCUCUGGAUGAUAUUGAAAGUAAGCCAUUGAGAAAGAGUAUGAUUUUUGAUAUUGACGAUGUGGAUAUCCAAAACAAUCCUCCAAUUCAAAAUUUGUUAGAGAUACAAGAGUAUCUAAUAGAGAAUGAUGUGAGAUAUCACGAUUGGUCGGCUCACUUAUCACGUUAUUAUCGUGGUAAAAGCACUAAGAUGUAUUUCAGUAAUGGAUCUCUAGAGCCUUGGUCCAUUUGUCUUUACAAUCUUUAUAGAUUUGUUGACUUUAGACAGCUUGAUAAGAAUAGAACUAAAGAGUUACUGGAGAUAAUACCGACUGAGAAUGAAAGUGUUAAAUCUUAUUUCUUAAGAAUCAUUAAAUUAUCUGAAAAAAUCUGUACUCCAAAUAUUGCUGCAAUCGUAUAUACCAAAAUGGCAGAAACUUACUAUAGUACGGAUUCGCUCAAGCAUUUUGAUCUAACUAAUGUGAUAACCCUAGAUGAUAUGAUACAGUUCAGUUUAAACAUCGAUCCAGACAUUAAAAUCAGCACCUUGGUAACAACAAAGCCAAAUGCACAGACAAAUUCUGAAAUCACUAAGUCAAAUCCAGUAGAGCUAGCUACGAGUAUAAAUGCAACUCAACAAAUUAAGGGAAUUGAACUAAAUGACAAUCAAAAGAUUUCUCAAGUGAAAUCUAACAAUAAUCAGCGAGCAAAUACUAAGAUUGGUAAUACUAGUCAAGAAGUAUCUUCAAACUCAUCUGGCACUGAUCAAAAAAAGAACUCCAAAUGGCGAUCUAAUGUGAAAUGGGAUUCAAAUCACCCAAAGACAACACAAAACAAUAAACAAACAAAGACAGAAUACCCAAAAAACCAGAAGAAAUAG
Tetrapisispora phaffii CBS 4417 is the source of this 1482-nucleotide messenger RNA. RefSeq lists its product as uncharacterized. Bases 1 to 1482 code for a protein of 493 amino acids. The transcript has a single exon. The record is from RefSeq and is a predicted model, not a curated record. NCBI's taxonomy places the organism in Eukaryota, Fungi, Ascomycota, Saccharomycetes, Saccharomycetales, Saccharomycetaceae.